AUGAUCAUCCCGGACGACAUCUCGAGCCUCAGCAAUGUGCGGCUGGCGGUGGCUCUGCCUCUCUUCCUCCUUGGCCUGGGAGUUCUCCGAGUCAUCUACAGAGCCGUCUACAACAUCUACUUCCACCCCCUCAGCGGCUUCCCGGGCCCCAAGCUCAACGCCGUCACCCGUCUGCCCUUCACGCGAAUGAUAUGCGGCGGCAACGCCCACAAGAUCCUCUUCGCCCUCCAUGAGAAAUACGGCCCCAUCGUCCGCCUCGCCCCGGACACCAUCGACUUCGCCGACCCACGGGCCUUCAAGGAUUUGAUGGGCCACAGCAAGGGCAGCGGCGGCGGCGAGAACUACAAGGACCCCAUCAACGCAAAGUACAAGCCUCACAGCAUCAUCAACUCGAACCGCGAGGACCACGCCCGCAUCCGCCGCGUGCUUGCCCAUGGUUUCUCCGCGCAGAGCAUGGUUGCGCAGGAGCCCUUGAUUCAGAAGCAGGUCGAUCUGCUUAUCCAGCGUCUGCACGAGAACUGCGAGGGCGGAGACAAGGCCUUGAACAUGGUUUCGUGGUAUAACUGGACUACUUUUGACAUUAUUGGCGACUUGGCCUUUGGCGAACCGUUCGGAUGCCUCGAGAGCUCCGAGUACCAUCCUUGGGUGUCGGUCAUCUUCGACAACAUCCACGCCGGCCUCUACAGAAACCAGUUCCAGCGAUACGCGCUGACACGCCCGUUCGCGAAGUGGCUGAUGCCGAAGGACCUGAAGCAGAAGCAGAAGUUCCACAACCAAUUGAGCAAGGAGAAGGUCGAAAGACGUAUGGCAUUGGGAGAGUCUCGGCCCGACUUUGUGCAAUCCAUGAUGAUGAAGGAGGGGCCAUUGGCCAUGUCCAAACCCGAGAUCGAAGAGACCGCCGACACGCUCAUCAUCGCCGGCUCCGAGACGACGGCAUCGGUGUUGUCUGGCGUCACCUACUUCCUGACGAUGCACCCCGAAGCGAUGGCCAAAUUAGCCGAGGAAGUCCGAACGUCGUUCAGCUCAGAGAAGGAGAUCGACAUCCUCAGCGUUCAGAAGCUGAAGUACAUGCUCGCUGUUCUCGACGAGAGCAUGCGCGUCUACCCCGUCGUCCCCUUCGGAUUGACCCGAGUCAUCAAGCCCGGAGGCGACUACAUCUGCGAGCAAUACGUUCCUGGCGGAACACGAGUGAUGGUAUCGCAGUGGUCCAUCUACCGCAACGACAAGUACUUCGCCGAGCCCCUGACCUUUAUCCCGGAGCGCUGGCUCGGCGACCCGCGCUUCGAGAACGACGACCGCAGUGCCCUCCAGCCCUUCUCCUUUGGACCUCGUAACUGCAUUGGUCGCAACUUGGCAUACUCGGAGAUGCGCGUCAUCCUCGCAAGGGUCAUCUGGAACUUUGACAUGAAGGUUGCCGACGACAGCACCAACUGGACGGAGCAGAAGCUGUUCGGCCUCUGGAAGAAGGGCCCUCUGAACGUGCACCUGACACCGAGAAAGACGGAGUAG
This is a messenger RNA of Colletotrichum karsti, 1509 nucleotides long. Its product is annotated as cytochrome p450. The record is from RefSeq and is a predicted model, not a curated record. NCBI's taxonomy places the organism in Eukaryota, Fungi, Ascomycota, Sordariomycetes, Glomerellales, Glomerellaceae. The coding region runs from base 1 to 1509 and encodes 502 amino acids. The transcript has 5 exons. Gene Ontology annotation, molecular function: heme binding; oxidoreductase activity, acting on paired donors, with incorporation or reduction of molecular oxygen; iron ion binding.